AUGGCCAAGUUGCUGCAGGCGCCCCCUAAAUUCCUGCCCCCUGAAUGGUACGUUGCAAACAAGGUCCAGUACAGUGGGGCAGAGGCUCAGCGGUCGCGCUCAGAGCGCCUGGUGGAUGAGAGCCAGCGGCUGGUGGAUGAAAUCGAGAAGACCACCCAGAAGACCCAGAGUGAUGUCAACAAGAAAAUAGAACAGAGACUCCAGGAGAUAAAAUUCUGGAAGCAGCAACUGAAUGACAAGCUCGAUCAGAUUACAAAGGAGACUGAAGCGCUUUUGGCAUUCAGGAGCAGGCUAGAGAAAGCCCUGGAGGGCUGUAAAGAGCCUCUCUUCAUUGCCCAGGAGUGCCUCCUGAACCGGGAGAGGCGGGUUGGGAUUGACCUGGUCCAUGAUGAAGUGGAGCGGGAGCUGAUCAAGGAGGUUGAGGUUCUCCAGGGAGUCAUCGCUCUGCUUGGGCGCACGCUGGAGCAGGCCAAUGAGCAAAUCAGGCUUAACCGCUCGUCCAAAUACAAUCUUGAAAAGGACCUGAAGGACAAGUUGACAGCCUUAAGCAUCGACAACUACUGUUCCAGCCUGACCAACAACACUCCUGACGUUGCCUAUGCCCAGAACGUUGUGAAGGUUGAGGAAAACUCAGUGAGCCCCAAGGAGUGGGUGGAUUUCUCCAACAUGAACGUUGAGAAAGCUGACAAGCAGAGGAACAAUUCCUUGGCCCUCCGGGCCCUGAUUGACACCAUCCUCUCCCAGACUGCCAGUGACAUGCGCAAGCAGAAUGACGUGGUCAACACGGCCUUCCGGGCCCGGGUGAAGGAGACCGAGGAUGCCAAAAGCAAGCUGGAAAUGCAUCUGGCCAAGGUGAUGGAGGAGAUCAGUUCCCAAGAGAAGAACGUGGAAAGUCUGUGGAAAGCCAUCUUGGACAAGGAGGGGCCAGCCAAGGUGGCCCAGACACGCCUGGAGACUCGGACGCACCGCCCAAACGUGGAGCUCUGCCGGGACAAGGUGCAGUGCCGGCUCAUGCAUGAAGUGCAGGAGAUCAGCCACAAUAUCCAGAGGCUGAAAGAGACCCUGGCUCAGGCCCAAGCAGAGCUGAAGGGUCUGAACCGCCGGCAGCUUUCCUUGGAGGAAGAGAUUGAGGUCAAGGCCAACACCCUCUACAUUGACCAAGUGCUGUGUAUGCAGAUGAGGGAGUCUAUUUCCAUCAACAACUACUGACCUUGUGCAGGACCCCUGCCCUAAACCCCCCCCCCCCCCAAAAGGGC
This is a messenger RNA of Varanus komodoensis (Komodo dragon), 1256 nucleotides long. RefSeq names its product tektin 1 (gene TEKT1). Lineage: Eukaryota; Metazoa; Chordata; Lepidosauria; Squamata; Varanidae. Gene Ontology annotation, biological process: cilium assembly; cilium movement involved in cell motility. The transcript is spliced from 7 exons. The record is from RefSeq and is a predicted model, not a curated record. Bases 1 to 1209 code for a protein of 402 amino acids. Gene Ontology annotation, cellular component: microtubule cytoskeleton; nucleus.